This is a messenger RNA of Neurospora hispaniola, 1336 nucleotides long. RefSeq lists its product as uncharacterized. The coding region runs from base 323 to 1096 and encodes 257 amino acids. The transcript has a single exon. NCBI's taxonomy places the organism in Eukaryota, Fungi, Ascomycota, Sordariomycetes, Sordariales, Sordariaceae. The record is from RefSeq and is a predicted model, not a curated record.
GGCCUUCGUUAUAGGCCGCGGUACCACCCAAGGACGAACUGGAGGCCUGAUGGUCUAGUUCUAGCGAGGCCAACUCAAGGUCGCCCUCCCUUUUUUCCCCUGUCACUGGAUUAAGUUCAGGUGGAGUGAAGAGAUGCUCUCGGCUUCCUCAUCCAGGAGUCCCGCGAGAUUCGGCAUCUUGGGUUGCGGCCCAGCUCCCCAUGAAAACAACGGAUUUUUCGAGUCCCAAAUGGUCUCCACUGUCUAGCCCGCGGCCGACUGACGACCUCCCGAGGGGCCACGCCUGCGUCGGGAUGGCAGCAGAAAAAAGAAAAGCACACGGAUGAUGAGGUCGGCCAGGUCACCUCAUGCCAAGGUCGUUCUGUUCUCUUCUGCCUAUUUGAGCAAGAGUUUUACAUCGCGGGCUUGUCAGAGGCAUGCAAAAAGGAGGGAAACAUGCUUGGUCCUCGCAUAUCCCUCCUCGGCCCCAAUUCGCCAGCUGGCCCGUCUCCGCCUCCCCGACCUGUCUUUUUUUCUCUAUGGGGGCCUUACAUAUCGGCUACGGCAAGGUUCGAGUCAAUUCGGGCGCCAUUCGCUGGAUCAUGCAGCCUUCCUGCGCGAUGAACUCCACAUUCUUGGGCAUAGCUGGAAUGGAGGGAGGGGAGGAAAAUUCCGACGCUCAUACUGGGGCCAGUCAUGGACAGCCUGCUUCUUACUAUCCACCACUGUUCAACAUUCACCCACCCACUCACCAUCCGUCGUCCCUCUCCUUCUUCCGACGCCUGUCGAUGGAAAAGACUCAUUGUGGGGGGGAAAUGUCCAGUUGGGAUCUUCCCCGGGUGUGCUUCUGCAUCUCGCCCCCAUCCUCUCACCUUUGUUUGCGUCAAUACCACCGUAUGUGUGCACACUAAUGCAAACUUUGUGUUAUCCCCAGUGGGGAGGAUGGAGUGAGAGGAGCAAGCACCUGUGGGAGGGCUGGUUUUCGGUGCCUUUGGUACCUUCUUUGAAAGACAACCGCUGCUACCGUGUACAAACAUUAUCAGCGCUGACUCGAAGGGGGAGGAGGCAUCUUGGAGGUGGAGUGGGAGCUACUCUUGCCAUUUGCUACCUUGCUUGACUACUUGAUCCAACUCACGGCUUGCAUUUGAAGGUGAGAGAGAGAGGGAAAAGAUGGGAAAACAGUCGCUUAUCAUGGCAAAAAUGAAGCGAACAUCCGGGCGAGGGACAAUGGGACACUGGUCGAUUAAACAAUGUUUAUAUGUGCAAGAUUGGGUCAAGACUGUAUCGAACACAAGGAACUACAUAGAUGCAUCAAUAUCUUCUUUGCCAGGAUUAUGUGUUCCUGUCUCUAAGCCUG